Molecule: messenger RNA, 3167 nt
Organism: Cryptomeria japonica (Japanese cedar)
Lineage: Eukaryota; Viridiplantae; Streptophyta; Pinopsida; Cupressales; Cupressaceae
Product: protein KINESIN LIGHT CHAIN-RELATED 1
Exons: 2
Coding region: 114-2771 (885 amino acids)
Molecular function (GO): protein binding
Source: RefSeq, a predicted model, not a curated record
UUGGUUUUGGAGUUUCGGUGUGAGGGUUGUACUAGGGUUUAAGUCCUGUAUAUUUGCCCAUUCUUUAUUAACAUUGCGAGUACUUUCAAUUUCGUAUCUGUAAUAAUUCGACAAUGAGAAAAUUUUGCAAACCUGCUUUGUGCAGGGCUAAGUAUUUUGGUGGUCAUGGAAAAACUAGGCAUUUUAGCAUCAGGAAAAGAUUUGAUGUACAGCAAAACGAGGAAGUGUGUAUAGAAACUAAAGAAGCAUGGCACAAGAGUUCAACGGCAAAACGAACUGAAAAUGGUUUUAAUUUCCCUUCUUCACAGGCGGGUAGAAUUCUAAACCUUCAAAGCCCUAAAACCCAUUUGAACGUUAAACACCAUUUUGCGCAAAUAGGUUUCUACAGAGGCUUAGUGACCGGGACGAAAACAGAUACAGAGGAAAAAGUAGAAAGAGAAUUUCUGGCUGCAUCCUCAAUAGAGGAGCUCAAGGCUGCAUUUAGGAAAAUGGAGACCGUGUUUGAUUCAGAUGAUAAGAAACUUGGUAUGGCUUGUCUGAGAAUGGGUCAGAAGUUCGAAUCAGUAGGUGAGAACCCAGCAACAAUUCUUAUCUAUGCCGAAAGGGCACUUAGGAUUCUAGAAAAACAUAACAAGAGCUCCGUAGAGGUAGCCAUGUCUCUUCAUCUAAUGGGCUCUGUACAUUACGCACUAGCUAAGUUUAGUGAAAGUUUGGCCUAUUUGAAUAGGGCUAACAAGAUAUUGGAUAAAUUAGAGAAAGAGGAUACUCCCAUGCAGAUCAAGCCUAUAAGUUUUGCUGUGCAGAUUCUAUUAGGUAAUGUGAAAACUGUCAUGGGAAGGAAGGAGGAUGCUCUGAGUAAUUAUACCAAGAGUCUUAAAUUGAAGGAGGAGAUAGUGGGGCCUGAUCACCCCCACAUGGCUGUUACAAAUAGGGAAGUUGUGGAGGCACUGGUGGCCGCACAGAAUUUUAAGGACGCGUUGCCCUUAUGCUUGAAGACAUUGGAUUUGCAUAGAAAGCAGUUGGGAGAAAAUUCUGCUGAGGUUGCGACUGAUAGGCAGCUUCUCGCAGUCAUAUAUAGUGGACUAGGUGAGGAUAAAAAGGCAUCAGAAGAGAACGAGGCUGCUAAGAAGGUUCUGAAGAAGUGGGGCAUGAAUAAGGAGUUGAUAUAUUCUGAAUUGUAUUCAGCCAAUGUACAGAUUUCACUUGGUAAAUAUAAUGAUGCACUCGAUGCUCUAAGGGGAGUCAUUCAGAAAACUAAUAAGGACAGUAAGCUACGAGCAACGGCACUUCUUUAUAUGUCCAAAGCACUCUGUCAAUUGGAGAAGUAUGAUGAAUCAAAGAAAUGCUGUGCGCUAACUACCAAUUUAUUCAAAAAGCAUGAGCAGAAAAAUCCAGGGAAGGCGGCGGAGGCCUACACAGAGCUUGCGAUGUCGUACCAUACAAUGAAUGAUUUUGAAGCAUCGAUUUCUCUCUAUAAGAAGGCCCUUGAGAUUUAUGAAAAUUCUUAUCAGGAUCCACAUGCAGAAGCAAGGGUUAAGGGACGGCUCGGAUAUUUGCUUUUAUUGACUGGCAACGUGGAAGAAGCUAUUUCUAACCUAGAGAGUGCGGCAUAUAUGUUGGAAGAAAGCUUUGGGCCUCAUUAUUUCGGAGUGGGAUAUAUUUACAAUGAUUUGGGUGUGGCAUAUGAGGAGCUCGAGAGACCUCAGACAGCUGCUGAGAUUUUUGUGAAGGCAAGGGAAAUAAUGGAAAUUGCUCUUGGACCACAGCAUAUGGACACCCUUGAUACUAUUCAAAAGCUUGCAAACGUGCAUGGGUCAAUGGGCAGCUACAGCCUUGCUAUUGAUUUCCAGCAAAUGGUGAUUGAUGCAUUGGAAAAUCAUGGUCCUAGUGCCAAAAGUAAGUUGAAACAAGCACAACGGCGUCUAGCAGACCUGGAAAGACAGACUGAAGAACCCCUGGGGAAGCCACUCAAGAAUGAAAUACCAGAUCACAAUGUUACUGGAAACCAAUCAUCCGAGUCAGAUGUGAGUGAGGAUGAAAUUGAGACCAGUGAGGAUGAAAUUGAGUCCAGUGAGGAUUUGGAGGACCAUAGCCCUAUUUCCCUCAAUGAGCUGAAAGAAUUGCAAGGCCUUCUAGCAGAACUGGCAGAGCUAGAAGGCUGGGAUCAAAAACCUGCAGGAAAGUCAAUUAAGAAUGAUACACCAGAUCAUAAAAUUACUGAGGCAUUGAAAGACCAUGGUUCUUUUAGCAUGAAUGAGUUUAAAGAAUUGCAAGGCCUUCUAGCAGAGUUAAUAGAUCUUGAAAGUCCAGCUCAAAAUCCCGCAGGAAACCUGCUCAAGAAUGAUAUACCAGAUUAUAAUGUUAUUGGAAAGCAUUCAACUGAGAAAAAUGUGAGAAAGAAUGAAAAAUGUGAGAAAGCAUUCAGUAAAGAGGCAUUGAGAGACCAUGUUCCUCUUUCUGUCAACGAGCUGAAAGAAUUUCAAGGUCUUGUAGCAGAGCUAAGAAGACAGGCUAGAAAACGUGUUGGAAGUUCAAUCAGGACUGAUAUGCCAGAUCAUGAUAUCAGUGGAAAACGAUCAACUGAGAAGAUUAGCAAGAUGGAAAUUGAGAAAACUGGUAGUAUUCGUGGAAAACUAUUAGCCAAGAAAAAUUCAAGAAAGAAUGAAAUUGAGAAUGCUGAUAGCAUUAGACGAAAACUCCUGAAUAAUUUAACUCAGAAAAAUGCAAGUAAAAAUGAAAUUCAAGACUCUGAUACUGUUAGCAGAAAAUGAAACAUUAAUUUAACCAAGAAAAUGUAAGGGGCAAUGGAUGAAGAUACUGGUGUCCCAAUCACCAAGAGUUGAAUGCUGAUUUGAAAAUUAGUUUUGUGUGUGGCAUUUCUGUAUCAAGCUAAUAUUUGUUUUGAAAUGGUAAGAGUUUUAUUGAUGCCAUGGCAGUGAAUGUAGAAAUUUUGUAACUUCUAAGGUCUGAACCAAUCACAGUUAGUAAAGUUAGGUAAUUUUCACCAUUCCUUUUCCACUUGGUGGAGGGGUCAAGUGAUUCCUUUCUCAGUUUGGUGGAGGUGUGUACUGUUCCCUUCCCCAGUUGGAAGAUGUGUCAAGUGACAUUCUUCCAUGUAUUUGUAAAGGUGUUACGUAAUUAAUAGGCAAGGACCAGUACGUUGGCUU